Molecule: messenger RNA, 6907 nt
Organism: Cryptomeria japonica (Japanese cedar)
Lineage: Eukaryota; Viridiplantae; Streptophyta; Pinopsida; Cupressales; Cupressaceae
Product: glutamine synthetase cytosolic isozyme 1-3-like
Exons: 5
Coding region: 4766-5224 (152 amino acids)
Cellular component (GO): cytoplasm
Molecular function (GO): glutamine synthetase activity
Source: RefSeq, a predicted model, not a curated record
GUUCACCAUUCCUUUCAAACGUCUCUUUCUCCUUUAUUCACGAUGUUUCGCAGCGCCUAGACUUUGCUUCCUCUCAAACAUCUCCUCUUCUUCUUUAUUUAUAGUAGCUACACAGUUGCAGUAAAACACUCCAAAGCACUCGAUGGCGCCGAUGACGAAGUUAUUUUUGUUAGGUGUUAUUCCCCUCUUUCUUCUCCGCUUCUGCUGCAGAUGUAUCCACAGCGAGAGGGAAGCCCUUCUUCGCAUUAAAGACGCCCUAAAUGACUCCCCUGAUUCCAGAAUACACUCGUGGGAGAAUGGAACAGAUUGUUGCUACUGGGAAGGCAUAUCCUGCAAUAACACCACAUAUCAUGUAGACGGUGUUCGUCUGAGUGUUCUUUACACUGCAUGGCAUUUCGUUGAAGGAGACAUCAUAUGGCAGAGCUUGUGCACCCUCAUUUUUCUUGAAACUAUAGACCUCUCUCACAGUUUAAUAUCAGGUACUCUUCCUCCCUGCUUGGAAAACCUGUCUUCUCUCACAACACUAGAUUUAAGCUUUACUAGUUUGAGUGGGAAAAUUCCAUUGCUCUUUGAAAACAUGUCUUCUCUUACAUACCUGGAUUUAGCUGGUAAUAGCUUCAAUGGGAACAUAACAUUGCUCUUUGAAAACGUGUCUUCUCUCACAUACCUGGAUUUAAGUGGUAAUAGCAUGACUGGGAACAUUCCAUUGUCCUUUGCAAACAUGUCUUCUCUCACACACCUGGGUUUAAGUGGUAAUACGCUGAGUGAGAACAUUCCAUCUCCCCUUGCAAACAUGUCUUCUCUUGCUGUCCUUAUAUUAUAUGAUAACAAUCUGAAAGGCGAAACCGUCUUCAGUACUAUUUGCAUUCUCACGAACCUUACUGAAGUUAAUCUUAGCUUAAACAACUUGAAUGGAAGCUUACCAUCUUGUCUAGGUAGUCUCUCUUCUCUAACUAAACUGGAUCUUUCUUACAACAAUCUCCUCAGUACUAUUUGUAUGCUCACGAGCCUUAGCGAACUUGAUCUUAGUUACAACAAACUGAAUGGAUGCCUACCAUCUUGUCUGGGUAGUCUUUCUUUUCUAAGAGUACUAACUCUUUCUAACAAUCACUUGAGUGGCAAUAUCCCAUAUUCUUUAGGCAACAUUUCCUCGCUCUCUCAUUUUGACGUUUCUUAUAAUGAUUUAACUGGCUGUAUCCUAGAUUCCUGGGGCGUCUCUCUUCACUUAAAUACUUGGAUCUGUCUUACAACCAGCUAAAUGGAACUCUUCCCUCCUCAUUUUCAAAGCUUUCCUCCCUAACCUACCUGGAUAUUAAGGGGAAUGCAUUCAAGGUAAGCAUUGCUUCCUCAGCACUACCCUCGUCAUUAAAAACUCUCCAUCUCACAUUAAAUGACCAUCAGCUUAUUUCAGAGGCUUUCUUUCAGAACCUUAGCAAAUUAGUGGACUUGUCCUUGUCCAAUUGUGAACUUCAUAUCACAGCUACCUGGAUUCCCUCGUUUCAAUUAUCUAGCUUAUAUAUCACAUCAUGUAAGAUAGAUGGUCAAAUCCCGUCAUGGAUUUCGACUCAGUUCUCACAUCAUGUAAGAUAGAUGGUCAAAUCCCGUCAUGGAUUUCGACUCAGUUAUCACUUAUAGAGUUGCAAUUAGCUAGCAACAAUCUUGUUGGAGAAAUUCCUUCUUGGCUCAUGGAUAUGAAUCGUCUAUAGUACAUAAAUCUCACAGAAAAUCAACUGGAAGGUGGCCUUUUGCUAAAUACAUCAGCUAGGAAUCCAUUAGGGGUCUUGGAUGUGUCUCACAAUGCAUUAUGUGGACAACAACCAUCAAUUUGGCUUCCUAAUGUACAUGUAUUGUUGCUCAACCACAAUUUCCUUACGGGAAAUAUUCCUUCAAGCUUACAGUUUAGCUCUUCGCUGAUAAUGUUGAAUUUGGCAAAUAAUUACUUGAAUGGAAUGAUUCCUCAAAGCUUAGUGAAUUGUUCCGAGGUUCAAAUGUUGAAUUUGGGGGAUGACAAUUUGGGAGGAAUUAUUCCAUAUGAGUUUGGUGAGCUAAGGAAACUACUUGCACUAGUGAUGAAAAAUAACCAGCUGAAUGGAUCAUUCCCUUCCUCCAUAUCAAACUGCACAGAUUUAUAUUUCCUAGAUGUUGGGCAAAACUUGUUGAAAGGCCACAUUCCAAAGUCAAUUGGAAACCUUUCAAAGCUGAAUGUCUUAGCAAUGAGGAAGAAUAAUUUUGAAGGUAAUAUUCCUCCUGAAAUUGGACAGCUGAAGUUCCUCCAGAUCUUGGAUCUUUCUUCAAAUCGCCUAUCAGAGUCUAUACCAUGUAGCAUUUUCAGUUUACAAGCAAUGUUGGCAGAGCCACAACAAGAAUUUAGCUUGAUUCAGGUUUAUUCAUUUGCCCUGCCACCACUCAUGGAAUUUGACUUCGGGAUAUCUUACAUGUUGGAGUUUGAGUUCCAGAUAUCUUACAUGUUUAAGUACAACUUGAAUAUGGAUUCCAAAGGCAGAGAUGAGAACUAUACAUAUAUUUUCCCCAACAUGGUGUCCACAGAGCUGUCAAACAAUCAAUUAAAUGGGAAUGUUCCUUCUGAUUUGGGAAAGUUGAAGGCAUUGAAGCCGCUCAAUCUUUCUAUGAAUAAUCUUAAUGGUACUAUUCCAAAUAGUAUUGUGCAAAUGAUUUGGUUGGAAACAUUAGAUCUUUCUACAAAUCAUUUUUCUGGACCAAUUCUUUCAAAUCUUGGUUCUUUAAGUUAUUUGGGAGCUCUCAACAUUUCCAACAACACCCUUUCAGGUAUUAUACCACAAGGUAUUAUACCACAAGGAGGACACAUGACAACAUUUACUAAAUUGUCUUAUUUAAGAAAUCAAAAUUUAUGGGGAUGUCCACUACCAAAGAAAUGUUCUUGGCCAGAAUUUGCCCCAGUUCCUCCUCCUGUUUCUACAUCUAGUAAUGAAGAAGAGCAAAGUGAAGAAAGUGGGUGGUAUGAGAUUGGAGUGGGACUGCCAUAUGGAGCAGGUUUUGCAACAGUGGUUGUAUUUAUUGUAUUAAGAAAAAAGUGGGGACAUAAAUAUUUUGAGGUAGUGGAUUUGGUUUUGAAAUUUAGUUUUCCAUGGUUCCGCAAUUUGACAUUGUGAAAUUCCAUCUUUUGUUGAGAUCUGGCAAUUAUUGUGAGCAAUUCCCAUAUACUUUUAUAAUGUUUUAAUUCUUAUUUGGUGUUUUAAAUAGAAGUUAUUUUUUGUACUUUGUAAAAACAACCAUUUUCACUUCAAAUUAUUGAUAAAUCUUAUAUUUUUCAUUUGAAAUAUAUUUACUAAGAUUAUAUUAAACUUUUGUUUUAUGCAAACCUUAUAUUUCAGUAAAAAUAAUGGUGGCAUUUACAUCAUUUUCUUUUGUCAUCUCCUCAAAAUUUUCUUGAAGCUUCCUAUUAUUAAAUUUUAAUGUAGUGAAUGGUAAUAUUGUUGAGAGAUUGCAUACACAGAAAAGCUCUAAUAUCAAAUCCAGUUUGGAAGUUUUUAUUUAUUUUUAUACGAUUAAUAACUAUUCCAAGUCAUUAUUGUUGAUUCUUUCUCUUUUUCGAAUGUUUAAAAUAUGCAUAAUCUAUAUUGAACAUUUGGAUCAAAAGAGUAACUUAACUUACAGUAUUUAUGUUAGAUUUGUGUUUGCAAAGGAUCUCAAAUGAUCAUAUUAGUAUUUCAUGACACUAUAAUUAAGAGAAUAAAUAUUUUUUCACCAUAUUUCCUCCUUUCAACAACUAUAAGUACUUUGUUUAUAAUUUUAAUUUUUGAUGGAAAAAGACAGAAUGUUAUCAUAGCCUUUAUCUUGUCAUCGCAUAAUCUCUUCAAAUUUCUCUUAUAUAUGGUAAGUACUAUUUCUCAACAUUUUUAUUUUGUCAUUUUAUUAUUUUAAUUGUAUAAUUUUAUCUUCUGUGGUUCAAUCAUUUUGUUGCAUUCAUAUCUAUUAAUAUAAUGAGAAUAAUUUUGAUUUCAUAGUAUUUGAAUGUUUUGAUAUAGAAUUUAUCAAUUUCUAUAAAGAAUAAAAAAUAAAUCUGCAAUUUUGAAAUUAUCUAUCAAUAAAAUUCUAAAUUUUAUUAUGUUAUUGACUAUUGUUUCAGUAUAAUUUUGAUUUGUUGAAGACAAUAUUUUUCCUUCUCUUUUACAAUUAGAUUGUUUAGAUAAAAUGAUUACUUAUUAAUAAUGAAAUUUCCUCAUCAAUAUUUGUUGACGUGAAUGUUUCAUCAUGUUAAUAAAUCAGUUUUGUCCUAUUUAAAUGGGUUAAUAGAAGUUGAAGACACUGUUGUAACUGAAUCUUUUCUGAAUGGUUCUCCUUCCCAUCUUUACUGAUAAUAGAUCUAUUCUAUUGGCCAUUGGCCUACAGAUGAGAACUGCCUUUAAGAGGGUCAAUUUUUUUAUGUUUUAUUGCACGAAAAGGUAUACUUACUGUUUAAGCUCUAUACAAUGGACUCCAAAUUCACUGGAAUGAAAUUAAACCUGACACGUCCAAAAACUUGAGCUUCUUCACUGGACAACUUUAAUGGUGGAUCAAUUAUCUCAACUGUUAGACCGUGGUAGUGAGUCUGCAGCGUAGGACUGAAGGUGUGUCAAAAGAGGAGUAUUUCGCUCCAUUUGAUUGCCUGAAUCAAUUAUGGGAGCUUGAUAAAUGAUAUUUUGUGCAAAUGUUUGACAGAUCUGCUUGACUCAUAAAUAGCAUAGAAGCUCAUGUGGGUGAACUUAUAACCAAAUCACUCAGGGGUGGGCGAUUGCCGUGUACAAUGCCUGCCACAAGUUUUUCCAUCUUUCAUCAUUUAGACUUGGGGUUAGAAGAGUGGACGAAUUAUUUUGCCUUUCUUACUCCUCUCUCUGCUAUGGGCAAUGGAAUCACCUUUUUUGGGCCUGUUUCUGAUCCUAAAGAUCUCCCAAAAUGGAAUUAUGAUGGAUCUAGCAUUGCACAGGUGCUUGAAAAGGACAGUGAAGUCAUUCUACAGUUAGUUCUUUAUACCUAUAAUUCAAAAUUAAUAUUGUUUAAGGAUCAGCCUGUGUGGAAAUCUAAGCAUGCUCUAUUUUUCUUUGAUCUGUUCAGCCCUCAGGCUAUCUUCAGAAAUCCAUUCUGUAGGAGAAAGAACACCUUGGGGAUCUCCGAUAGAUACAAAUUUGGGUGCAAACAGUCUACAGCUUUCAAGGCCCUAAAAAUGGAUAUGCAAACUGAAAUCACGCCGAAUAUGAACCAUUAAAUUCAAUACCAGAAGCUGUUUAAAGUGUAAACUAAUUAUGCUUGCCAUUCCUCUAUGAAGAAAGCUCAAAAAUUAGAUGCAGAACCCUGCUACUCAUGAGCAAGAGAUACAUGAAUAUAAUCAAAAUCUCAGUUAAAAAAACGAUACAUGAAUAGUUGCUGAGUAUUUGGAAAUUAGUUGUAGUAUUUGAAGAUUCUGUUUAUACCUUCAUCUUAAGGUUUUUUGAGAUAGAAAUGUUUGAUAAAAAUUUUUAAUCAUUUUUUCUCAUUGUAUUUUGAAGUCAAGAUAUAUGCAGACUCAAGAACUAAUAAAUAAAACUACACUUGAAGUUGCUCACGUCCUGGUGCUACUGACUCAUUUUGAGGUAAUGCUCAAUGUAUUGUUGCCCAGGUCUCUUUGACUUCCACCUCAAUUAGAAAUAGGCCAUCCUGGACGUCGUCGAGGAGGCAGCCAGUCUGUUCAUGGCAAUUAGGAUGCUUAUUCUUAAGGCUCUCCACCUCAUGUGAGAAGAGAUCAUCAUGUUGUGCUUAUCACCUGGCUUUUGGUGGUGGGACUGCUGCCUGGUCAGACUUUAGCAAGUUCUCUUGGCUAGGCAGACAUUAGCAAGUCCUCCGAUUCUCGCCAUUUCUCCUAUUUGAGUUGCUAUCCAAGAUAAACAAGAUGUUAGUAAUGAUUGGGGACCCUCGCAUGGACACAUUGGACACUAUUGAUGUAUAGAACAAAAUGGAUGACCAACAUCUACCUCUUCCUCCCUUUGUUCUUCCUCUCACUGUAUAGCAGCUUGAAAUUGUGAUAUUGUGAUAUUGUAUAUAUCCCUGUAAGAAGAACGAGGAAUUCUUCUUACAGGGAUAUGCUGACUUGGAUUAUGCUGGAUUUCUAGAUGAUCGCAAAUCAACUUCAGGCUAUAUUUUUCAUCUUGGAUCUGGCCCUAUUUCGUGGAUGAGUAAAAAACAGAAUGUCACAUCUCUUUCAUCCACUGAAGCUGAAUAUCGAGCUGCCCAGGAGGCUGUCCGUGAGGUGGUUUGGCUCUGUCGUAUUUUCUCCGAUAUGGAUAUUUCAGAUGAUCGUCCACCCGUACUGUUCUGUGACAAUCAAGGUGUCUUAAAACUUGUUAAGAAUCCUGUCUUUCAUGAACGCACCAAACACAUUGAGUUCGGGAACAAGUUCUUGAGCACAAUAUUCAACUCAAGUUUUGUCCUUCCUCUUCCCAGGUUGCAGAUGUACUCACUAAGCCACUAAGCCUCUUGGCAAAGUGCAGUUUGUAUUUUUCCGUAGCUUUAUUUGUAACCCUAAUGUAUUAAAGGGGGAAUGUUAGCGUUAAUUCAUUAGGCUGUUAGUUAAGGUGAUAGUUAGUUAGUUUGCCAGUUAUGCAACCACCCUUAAUGUGUGUUUUCCAUCGGAUGCUAUUCUAUUUAUUUGCCUUGUUCUGUUUCUCAAAUCACUUUCAGCAAUUUCACAAUCUAUCCCUGUGGCUCAAUAGGAGGCGCCUUGGGGAGGCCUUACCUUAGCUACAAUGGGUAAACUAGCGUGAGAUCUGGAUCUGCCCGUUUUCGGUUGUAAACCAUUUGAAUUCACCCUGAGUAUAUAAAGUAUAAACUGUUAAAGUCAACACAAAAAGUUAUUAAAUAAUAUCUAAAUUAGCCAUGCUUGCUAUUCCUCUUCAUUGGAUUAAUGAUCGAAACA